Molecule: messenger RNA, 492 nt
Organism: Striga asiatica
Lineage: Eukaryota; Viridiplantae; Streptophyta; Magnoliopsida; Lamiales; Orobanchaceae
Source: the annotation of a GenBank genome assembly
GAAGGCCCGUCCUUGGCAUCAGCAGCAGCAGCUGCUGCUGGAGCAGAUGAGUUGAGUUCAUCCCAAGCUUCAAUCCAAGUGACCAUUGCAUCAGCUAGCUUCUGGAAUGGUGCAUUCCUUUGGGAGGGUCACUGCCUGGAAGAAGGGAAUUAUCUCCUCUUGCCAGUAAAUGCCUUUGUAUUCUUUCUUCAGAUUCACAAAUGGGUUGCUGGCCUUGCUGUGCCAUAUGUAUGGCAGACCUGUUUUCACUCCAAGACCCAAUUUGAGCAAGAUGGUAAAAGAAAUCUCACCUUAGUGCACCAGCCAGCCCACAUAUCAUCAUAUCGCCCAAUGGGCUGGCCAUCGCCCAUGAGCCCAAAGUACAUGGCGGCCCCAAUGAGCUCUCGGUCAAAAGCAAGGUUCAUUCCGCACAUUGGGAACAAGGUCCCCUUAGGAAUAGUCAGGACAGCAUCUACAUACCUUUGUGAUACAAGGCCAAGAAGCAUUUAUUAA